Molecule: messenger RNA, 1384 nt
Organism: Jatropha curcas
Lineage: Eukaryota; Viridiplantae; Streptophyta; Magnoliopsida; Malpighiales; Euphorbiaceae
Product: tRNA-processing ribonuclease BN
Cellular component (GO): chloroplast
Source: RefSeq, a predicted model, not a curated record
CUUCAGUGACUCGGCGCAGAGGUUUAAGAUCUAGGGUUUAAGACUUCAAUUUGAAGAACCAAGAAGUAAUUCAAAACGCAGAAGCUUCAGCGACUAUUAGUACCUUAAACCCUAAAUCCCUCCCAGAAAAAUGGAACUCCAAUCAGUUUGUUGUGGGUUUAUCGCUCCAAAACUCAGAUUAUCAGCUUACCAUCCCUUCUGUCAUCAAAUUGUUUCUGUGAAGCUUGGAAGCACCACGAAAGCAUGUCUGAAGCCUAGUUUCGGUAGUGCAUUUAAGGGUUUUUCAUUGACAAGCUUGAAAAGAGGAGUUAUCAUACAUGCAUCUAGUUCUAAUUCUAGCACAAACACAAAUUUGAACCUUAUGGGUAAAGAAGAUUCUGGCGUGCCUGCUGCUAGUUUUCAUGGGUUGGAGGCAUUUCGAGGUAAAUCAGGCUCUGUUUCCUUCUGUGGGUUGACUUACCAAUCGGUUGAAGAAGGGAAACUAGUGUCAGCUCCUUUCAAUGAAGAUAAAGGAUCACUUCUUUGGGUUUUGGGACCAGUUGCAUUAAUAGCAUCACUGAUUGUUCCUCAGUUCUUCCUUGCAAAUGCAAUUGAAGCUUUUCUCAAGGAUGAGGUUCUUGUAGAAAUUGUGGCGUCAUUAUCUUUUGAGGCCAUGUUUUAUAUCGGUCUUACAAUAUUCCUAGCUGUUACUGAUCGAAUUCAGAGGCCGUAUUUACAAUUUAGUUCAAAGAGGUGGGGCCUCAUUACAGGCCUUAGAGGGUACUUGACGUCUGCCUUCUUUGCCAUGGGGCUUAAGGUCUUAGCACCUCUUCUUGUUGUGUAUGCAACCUGGCCAGCGCUUGGCCUCCCUGCAUUGGUUUCUGUCUUUCCCUUCUUAGUUGGCUGCCUAGCACAACGUGUUUUUGAGAUUCGUCUGGAUCAGCGUGGGUCGUCUUGCUGGCCUCUAGUCCCUAUUAUAUUCGAGGUUUAUAGGAUAUAUCAAUUAACCAAAGCUGCUCAUUUCGUCGAGAAAUUGAUGUUCUCCAUGAGGGGCCUUCCUGAAUCUGCACAGUUGUUGGAUAGAAACAAUGCCUUAAUUGUUAUGAUAGUGACCUUCCAAUUCCUCGGUGUGGUUUCCCUCUGGUCAUUACUGACCUUUAUUUUAAGGCUCUUUCCUUCAAGACCCGUAGCUGAGAACUAUUGAUGAUUUAAUGGUUAUUGUAUAGAUUUUCUAUGUCCAGUAGUUGUGUUUCAUCCUCAUUUAAUAUCCGCCCAACCCAAGUUAAAUAGUCCCAUGAAAUGCCUGUGCUAGUUAACUAAAUUUUGUAGAUCAAACAUCAAAAUGCAAUAGGGUACCCUAAACUGGUUUAUAAAAUACUUGCUUUCUGAUUCGUUUCUCCAAAAA